Molecule: messenger RNA, 1889 nt
Organism: Hippocampus comes (tiger tail seahorse)
Lineage: Eukaryota; Metazoa; Chordata; Actinopteri; Syngnathiformes; Syngnathidae
Gene: scg2a
Product: secretogranin II a
Exons: 2
Coding region: 91-1887 (598 amino acids)
Source: RefSeq, a predicted model, not a curated record
GGUGCUGAGCGCACACUCACGCUGAGGACAGAGAUGCUCACACCGCUCAACAACACAGUCCACGCAAACUAAGUCCAAAAAGGUUUCACGAUGCUGCCAUUCCUCUGCAAUACCACUAGAGGCAAACCUUCCCUCCUCUAUUUAGCUCAGCUUCUCUUUCUCACUCUGUGUCUUCGCUCCAUUCUCGGGGCUACUCUCCGAGAGCAUCGACUGCGGGAGAGUGAAUCCGACGCGCCCCAGUCACCUAAUGCUGACAUGAUCAAAGCCUUGGAGUACAUUGAAAGCCUUCGUCAGAAAACAGAUUCGCCGCAGAAGCCGCUUCUCCCCACAGGGAACUCCGGUAAGCACUUGGACGAUGCUCAGAGGGCGCGCGCCAUGCUGAGCCUGGCUCCCAACACGGCACCUGCUAAAAAUGCCGAAGAAGACGAUGCGGAUGAGGAGAGAAGCGAGGAUAAGAGCGAGGAGCUGCUCCAGGCCGUACUCAGCACUCUACAGCAAACCGAAAAGGCCUCCAAGCCCACUCUGCUUCUUCCUUCCUCAUUCGGCGGUGGUGACAUGAAGGGUAGCUUGUACCCCAAGGUGCCGAAGCAACAGGGCAUUAUGCCUCACAAGAAGAUGCCCAUAAUGUUUGAGGAUGAUGAAGAAGGUGAGGGCGAUGAAGAGGAUGAGGAGGACGAUCACGAGAGUCCCUACAAACGCACCAACGAGAACGUCGAGGAGAAGUACACUCCUCAAAACCUUGCAACAUUGCAAUCAGUCUUUGACGAACUGGACAAGUUUACCAGCGAGACAAACACGCAAAAACGACAAGAUGAAGAGGAUGACACAGAGGAAGAGGAGGAAGGAGGGGAAGAUCUGUUCAAUCUGAGAAACGUUGUAUACGACGAUGAAGGUGAGGACCUUACAGACUGGGGUCCGCUGGAAGAGCAAAACGAGGAGGAGGAAGACAAACACUCGGCGGACCGGAAUCUCGAUUAUGUUGAUGAUGAUGAAGAGGUGGAUGAGGAUGAGAAUGAAAGGUAUCUGGUUAGAAGGUCAAAUGAUCCAGACCAGGUCGAUUACUACCUUCUUAAGAUGCUGGAAAGAACAGAAGAGGAGGAGCAGAAGCGAGCGAUAGAAGAAGAGGAGAACGAGAGGGUUGAGAGGCGAGUAGAUCGGUACAGAGAUAACAUUGACCCACGUCUUAUCUAUCAGCUCAUUCAAAUCUCCCAGAAAUACCAAAUUCCGCCUGAGGAUCUCCUGGAUAUGCUCAAGACAGGAGAAACGCAUGAGAACAGAGACAAAAACGCAAUCUGGAAAACGCCCUCGAAGAUGAUGUACAAGAUUCCACAAACUAAAUUCUACAGCAGACGCCUUCCUGCCAGAAAGAGCAGCCCCAAAAACCUGCAGAGGGAAGCCAUCCUCAACAUCCUGGGCUUGGGCAACACGCAGAACCGAGAGCAAACUCCCGCCAGGAAGCCAUACAGAAGCCCUGCGUCACGACUUCACGCUCUGUCAGUGGGGCGCACGGGGGACUCCGCUCGCACGCAUCGACGUUUCUUUCCCAGCAAAGCAAAGGACUCUGACAACCCGACAGACGGCGAGCUGGCGACCUAUCUGGCGGCUAAGAUGCUGGCGCGCUAUCCCGGCCACGGCUACGGCAAGGCCAGCCAAAAGCGGGAUGAGGCGGGGCAGAGCGCGGCAGGCUCGUUUGAACAGGCCAUGCAGGAGUAUUUGGAUCAAAUGGACUCAGAUAAAGAGCUGAAUAAAAAGAGACAGUCUGAGGACGGCGAGAGAGGCGACAACACACAAAGCUUUGAUAAUGAAGCGGUGAUGAAACUGAUGAGUUACUUCAACCCGGAAACUGAGGACACUGAGAGUCAAGUCAAAGCGAUCGAUGGUAUUUAAAU